This is a messenger RNA of Archocentrus centrarchus (flier cichlid), 3009 nucleotides long. RefSeq names its product phospholipase A2 group III (gene pla2g3). The transcript is spliced from 7 exons. Gene Ontology annotation, molecular function: A2-type glycerophospholipase activity. Gene Ontology annotation, biological process: arachidonate secretion; phospholipid metabolic process. The record is from RefSeq and is a predicted model, not a curated record. Bases 90 to 1682 code for a protein of 530 amino acids. NCBI's taxonomy places the organism in Eukaryota, Metazoa, Chordata, Actinopteri, Cichliformes, Cichlidae.
CCGUAAUCCCCAGGGAGUGAAACAACAAUACAUUUUAAAGUGAAACCCAGCCUGUUUCCUUUAGCUGCUGUCCUCGACGCGCCGCCACCAUGAUGCGCAUCGCUCCACUUGUUACAUUCAUCUUCACAUCAUCACUCCUGAGCUGCACCGCAGCAGCAGCCUCGAUCCUCUGCACCUGGACUAAAGUUUCGCCUAAGGGAGAAAUACAUUACAGUUUUCUCCGCAGCGAUUCCCGUCAGACCCCUUCUCCUCUGCGGCUAUACCACACCGCCUGGACCGAGAAGCGCGCUCUGCUGGGCUGCACUUGGAGCGACGACACAGCGGUGAUCCACAACUAUCUGUCUCUGUGCCGGGAGCGCGCGCAGGACUUUUCAGAUCAUCCGAAUGAAAAUGUCGAUUUGGACUCCGUGUUUGGGACACAGGGACAGUGCGUCUCUUUGGCGUCUCUCAGAGAGCGCACAGAAAAGAGGUCGGUGAGGAGCGCUGGUGGUCAAUGUCAAGAUGAGAGGUCAGAGGUCAGCAUACAUCAGCGUGUAAAGCGUUUUAUUGUACCCGGUACUCUCUGGUGCGGCUCUGGCAACAAGGCACCCUCGUAUUCAGAUCUGGGUGUGUUUUCAGAUACAGACCACUGCUGCCGGGAACAUGACCAGUGCCAACACACCAUCCUGUCCUUUCACUCAGAGUUUGGCAUUUUCAACAGCAACAUCUUCACCAUGUCUCACUGUGACUGUGACAACAAGUUUCGAAGUUGUUUGGAGGAGGCGAAUGACAGCAUAUCUGAUGUAGUGGGAUAUACCUUCUUUAACCUGCUGAAGAUGCACUGCUUUACAUUCUCCCACCGGCUUCAGUGUACACAGAGAAACUGGUUUGGAAUGUGUAAGGAGACCAAAAUGGCUCUGUAUGCUGAGGUUCAUUCACCCAUACUGUAUAAGUCUACCAGCCCAACAGAUGACAGCAUGAACAGCUCCGUCAUCAACUCUACCACAUCUGCAGAACUCCUGGAGAGUAGCACAUCGAAUUUACAGAUCCACUCCAUCACUACUGCUGCAUCCACACUCCCUACACCCUUUGCCUCCAUGACUCCUCUUACCAACACUACAACAUCCACAGGCAGCAACACAACAGAGAGACCUGCAGGAUCAGUACCUGACAGAAGAGACAAUCUGGAGAACAUUUUACCAACCAAAAAUCCCACUGUGGCUGGAGCAGGCCCCGAGAUUACAGAGACACAAAUGUCAUGUGGUAUCUAUAAGGAUAUCGAUACAUGUAGGGACAAGAUCCUACCCCAGCAUGAGAAAUAUGGCAUCCACAACCUAGAGCCAAAGACACUUUACCACUGCAACUGUACCAUCAGAUUAUUCCAGACUUUGUCUAAACAGAGACAAUUGACCAAAGUGCAAGCUCUUCUUGUGGAAAAUGUAUCUCACUCCUGCUUCUUGCUUCAGGACUGCAUGGCAGACAGCAACUGCACAGCAGUUGUGGUAAAAGUAGAGCUUCCUCUGCGGGACCCGAGGACCAGUGCAGCAAUGGAGGAGCAACCCCAUCUACAGGCUGUAAACCUGAAGAUCAGGCAGCCAAACCAGAGGAGAGCUAAGAGAAAAGACAGGGAGGUGAGGCUCCACAAACUGUGUCUCAGGUUGAGCCGACGCAGGCAAAUGAAGAAGAACAGAAAAAAUGUCUAAAUUGCUGCUUUAAAGGGAAAAGACUUUGUUGUAAUGUUCAAUAUUGAAUACAUGACAUACGUUUUCAUAUAGACUAAGAAAAGCUUGAAAGUGUGGAAUAACCCAAUCUGUUUAUUUGACAAUGCCCAUGUUUUUCUGUUAAUUUCCCGUUGAAUCUUUUUCACAGUCUAUUUUUGUCUCACAGCAUCCUUUUUCUUGUUGAAAGUUUUAUUUCACGUUUCUUUUCACUGAAAUCUUUGUCGGUCGAGACUAACAGGACAGCAUCAAUGCUGCGGUUUGAUGUUCUCUGGCCUGCACAGAUUUUUUAUUUUUAUUUUAAUUUAAUUACUUUUGAGAUCAGCAACACACGGUAUUUUGAUGGAUACUUUAGAAGAGAAGACUUAUUUCCACUGACUUUAUAACAUUUGGGCAAAUAAGAUUAAAAUGAGUGAUACAAAGUCUACCUACCAGAAUGGAGUUUAAGAUAUAUACAAUUGUUUAUUUAUUAUCCAAUACUAAACACUUUGGAUUACUAUUACAUGUUUUACUACUGUGUAUUUAUGGUGUCUACAUACAGUAGGGGAUGUUGUGGAACUCUCUUUAGGCCCACCUGCUGGUUGUAUCUCUCUCUGGAACAAAAUGACCCACUUGCUGAGGAGAAGAUAAAACCAUUCCUAAAGUAUAACAGAAAUGUUGGCACGUCUUAGCAGGAAAACCACAGAUGCAACUAAUAAUAUUAAUGACAAGAGCAUUUUAUUCAGAUGUGCAACUCCAAGAGCCAGCUGUAAUAAUCCGUGCUGGCUAACUGCAAUGACUCAGUGUGGCAACUCAAUUUAAGGGAGCCAUCAUUAAAAUGAUUAGUAACACAUGUGCUUUUCCUGAGAUGACAGAUCAAGAUAUCUACCAUGAAAACACGUAGAGUUAAAAAGGAGGAGCUGUGGCUGUCCUGGAAGAAAGGUUACUCUCGAUCACAGUAUUCAUUCAAUAAAAUCAUGGUUUUAUUCCUGCUCCCUAUACUGCAUAUUGAUGUUUCAGCAGAUGUUGUAGCCCGUUUGUGAGUAUUUGUACUGUAUUGUGUGAAUUUGCAGAAUGCUGCAAAUUAUGUUGUAAACAAAGCCACGAAAGAGAAAAAGUAAUUUAGAUAACUGUACAUAUGAAAUACACGUUGAAAUGUAGUUUAUGAUGUGAGAUGUGACAAAAUUAACUGAUUACAUUUGAAAGAGUAGUUUGAUAUUUAGAUGAAUAUUAAGACAUAUUGUUUGCUUUCCUGUUUUUUUUUCUUCUUUUUAUCUGAUGAAUUUAUGACUAAUGUUAUAUUUUUGCUGCCCUGUGAAGCACUGUAAUGUAA